This is a messenger RNA of Acaulospora colombiana, 1132 nucleotides long. The record is from the annotation of a GenBank genome assembly. NCBI's taxonomy places the organism in Eukaryota, Fungi, Glomeromycota, Glomeromycetes, Diversisporales, Acaulosporaceae.
AUGCCUCCAAAGAAACAAAAUCAGCAGUCUGAGAAGUCGAAGCAGAAAGACAAACAAAAGAUUGUCGAAGACAAAACUUUUGGUUUAAAGAACAAGAAAAAGUCGGCAAAAGUACAACAGCAAAUUAAGCAGAUAGAAAAUCAAGUGAUGCAAGCAGGAAAUAGAAAGGCUCAGCAAGCUCUUGCUAAUAAAAAACUUGCCGAACAAAAAAAAAAGGAAGAACUUGCUGAACUCUUUAAACCAGUUCAAGUACAAAAGGUGCCAUUCGGUGUGGAUUCUAAGACAGUUCUGUGUCAGUUUUUCAAAGUCGGACAAUGUCAAAAGGGUGAUAAGUGUAAAUUUUCUCAUGAUCUGAAUGUGGAAAGGAAAAGUUCGAAAAUUGACUUAUACACGGAUUCAAGACUCGACGAGGAAAGGAGGAACGACACAAUGGAGAAGUGGGAUCAAGCGAAGCUUGAGCAGGUUGUUACUUCAAAACACGGGAAUCCUAAAACUACCACAGACAUUGUGUGUAAGUACUUUUUAGAAGCCAUCGAGAAUCAAAAAUAUGGUUGGUUCUGGGAAUGUCCAAACGAGGGAAAGAAAUGCAAAUACAGGCAUGCUCUCCCGCCGGGAUUCGUGUUGAAAAGUAAAGCACAAAAGAAAGCUGAAGAGGAGGAAACAAACCAAAUUACUCUCGAGGAAUUCCUGGAAACUGAGCGUCAUAAAUUGGGACCAAACCUCACCCCUGUUACCCUUGAGAGUUUUACCGAGUGGAAAAAGAACCGUAAGUCCAAGAUUGAAGCCGAGGAGGAACUUAAAAGGGCUGCUAAGGAAGCCGCUUUCAAGGCUGGUAAAUCUCAGGGCAUGUCAGGUCGUGAUCUCUUCACAUUCAAUCCAGACCUUAUAAACCAGGAUAAAUAUGAUGACGACGAUGAUGAUGUUUUCGAUUUAUCUGGAUAUAAACGUGACGAGGAUGAGGAUUACCAGGAGAAUGACAAAAUCGAUGAAAACGUGGUGGUUCGUGACCAAGGAAAUGGUCAAGAUAGCUCGAUCUCUGAAAAUCCCUACGGAGAGGGAAGCAGUGGUAUUAGCCAAGAGACCUCGGAUAAAAUGGACAAUUGUAAUGUUCCCUCUCUGCUUGUUGCUGACG